UUAUUAUUCAUGGUGUUUAUCUACCGCUUUUUAUUAGCGCAUAAACAUGUAUUUUUCUGUUAAAUACAUUGAUUUAAAUACUUUUGAGGAGACUAAAGACGUGGAUGCCUAUAAUAUUUCUGAUUUAACAGACGAUGCGAAGAGGGCGAUAAAUGUGCAGAACAAGGAGCUAAUAGUGAAUCCCGACUGUUUCAUAGCAAUUAUAAUCGAUUAUGUAUUCGCAGCAGUUGGUAUAGGCGACGAUAUUAGAACUAAAUUCGACAUAAUCACCAGCCAAGGAAAACCGUUAACGGUACAUAGUUACCCUCCUACAAGCAGCGGAUUAAAUAUAUUUAUCGAUGGGGAACAAUAUUACGUUGCAUUCUGUGAUAUGGGAGUAACCAAGCCAUUGCUGAGCAAAACAUCUCAGGAGUAUUUCGACCUUAUUGAAGGCAGGAAGAGGAAGGUCAAGACGAAAAAGAGUAAAUCCAGCAUCACCAGAAGCAGCAAGGAAUCUGCUACACACCUACAUAGGCUAAACAGCGCUCGUACUGUGAAAGGCAGCCCAUCAAGAGCAAAAGGAAUUGUGGAAUAAAAAUACUAUAA
Anoplophora glabripennis (Asian longhorned beetle) is the source of this 585-nucleotide messenger RNA. RefSeq lists its product as uncharacterized. Bases 47 to 574 code for a protein of 175 amino acids. The record is from RefSeq and is a predicted model, not a curated record. NCBI's taxonomy places the organism in Eukaryota, Metazoa, Arthropoda, Insecta, Coleoptera, Cerambycidae. The transcript is spliced from 5 exons.